UUUUAGAGAACAAACGCCCUAAUCAAAAGUCGGCGGAUAGAAAUCGGCUAAAAGGGUCGGGCGCAGUUAACGAUUCCGCUGUUCUCGCGCGCUAUUUUCCAACAGAUUUACAGUGAGAGGGGAAAAAAAAUAUAAGUUUCACAAACAAGAGGCGGCCGAUCUGAGAACUGACGCGGGGGGACGGAUUUUAUGAAGUAAACACGCGUCUGUUUGCCGCCCGGGGACUUUAUAUUUUCUUUAGUUUAGUGUGUUGUGAAGGGAGGCCUGAGGCCUAGGCGGCGAGUAGGCCGCUGCCGGCACCGCUGGGCAGGCAGAGCGGAGCUGAGAGUAGCCCGGCCCGGGUAGAGCACACUGAGGGACAUGGCGGCUAAUUUCGACGCCCAGAAGCAAGAGAGUUGGUACUUCGGUCCCAUGAGGCGGGACCAAGCCGUGUCUCUGCUGAUGGGCCAAAAGCACGGCACUUUCCUGGUGAGGGACAGUCGCACCAUCCCAGGGGACUACGUGCUGAGUGUCAGCGAGAACUCGAAGGUGUCGCAUUAUAUCAUCAACAGCCGGCAGCAGCAAGGCCCAGGCCCCGGGCCCGGGCGCUACCGCAUUGGCGACCAGGAGUUCGAGAAUUUGCACGGCCUGCUGGAGUUCUACAAGAUCCAUUACCUGGACACCACCACCCUGCUGGAGCCUGUCCACAGGCCCAACGCCGCCUACAUCCCCACCAACAGCGUCCCGUCUGAGGAGGCCCACUUUGUCCGCGCCCUCUUCGACUUCCCCGGCAACGACGAGGAGGACCUGCCGUUCCGCAAGGGCGACGUGCUCCGCAUCCUGGACAAGCCCGAGGAUCAGUGGUGGAACGCGCAGAACAGCGAAGGCCGCUGCGGCAUGAUCCCCGUGCCUUACGUGGAGAAAUGCCGGCCCAGCUCGCUGCUCGGCCCGGCUAACAGCCCGGAGGGCGGCCAGGCGUUAGCGGCCCAGCACCAGCCCUCGCCGGGGGUUGGCGGAGUUGGGCAGCCUGAGUUCGGGCCCUAUGCCCAGCCUAGUGUCAGUGCCUCGCUGCCCAACCUCCAGAACGGGCCGGUGUAUGCCCGGGCCUUCCAGAAGCGUGUCCCCAAUGCCUAUGAUAAGACGGCCCUGGCUCUGGAGGUUGGUGACUUAGUGAAGGUGACCAAGAUCAAUGUGAAUGGCCAAUGGGAAGGAGAGUGCAAUGGUAAACACGGUCACUUCCCUUUCACCCAUGUUCGACUCCUGGAUCAACAGAACCCUGAGGAGGACCUAAGCUGAGUGCGUUUAUUUUUUAAAAACAAUGAUUUGAGUUACAAAUGGGAACAAGUUUUUCUCUAGUUCAUUUUUCUCCCCUGAUGACUUUGGCCCUUCUGACGUUUACAGUAACCCAGUAAGAUCACACCUGGCUCAACUGAAAUGCUCUGAGUCUGCAGCCUGCGGAUCCUGAUGAAGAACUGUGCUGGUAUAUGCUUUAAUGUCACUUCACAUCUGACUUAAUAAUUUUGUUCAUCAGUACUUGUGUUUAUGGCACACAAUGUGCUGUACAGCUUUCUUGGUAUCUCUCCUGCCCCAGAGCAGCCAGUUAGAGAGCUGGCCUCACUCUAGUUGACACUAAUUGAUGUACACACAAGUAUUGAUUGGUUAGUGUAGGUGGAUGUGUGAGAAUAUGUUCAAAAACAAUGCUCCUCAGUGGCCAAGUGAAUAAUAAAACCCCUUUUUAUUUUUGCAGUACCAAACUGUUCAGACCAGAGGCUGUCUGGUUGCAUCCUUGUUCUGCAUUGAGUUAGCAGAGAUUCUAUAAUAGCCCUGAACCAGAGGAUUAGGUGUAAAGAGAGCUUAUUAUCCUGUUACCCUGAUCCAAGUAGCAUAUGUGGACUUGAACAGGGACAGGAUUCACGUCUACUGUGAUGCUGUCUGAGGUUGAACAGCCUGCUAAUGCUAUACAGGACAAAUGCCCAUUUUGCGUUGGGGACUGCUGCAGUGAAACAGUUCCCCAUCAACAGCCUUAGAGGGGCUCAAGUUUAAUCAUCCUGUUUGUUACAUGUCCUCACACGUUAUCUUUACCGUUUAUUGUACAUACUAAACACUACUGAUUGGGAGAAUAUCUUGCUAAUUUUGGAUGAUUUCAGGUACUUUAAUAAGCAAAUGAAUAUGUUCUACAAUUUUAACACAUGUUAAGACACUACAUUUGUCUGGGCCACUGACCUGUCCAGACUACAGCUGUACAAUGCAUGAAAACAACUCUAGUCGUCUUUUGUUUUGGAGAACUCAAAUCACAGAAAUGGUGCUUUUACAGGCUCACCAUGAGGCCAAGUCUAAUGUCAAAUGAAAUGCUACUUUCUCCAGUUGCAGCCUUCGCCCAGACCUCAAUUUGACAAAAAUUAAAUUCUGAAAUUGUCACUUCUUUAUAAGAAAUGUAAACACAUUUUAAGUGCUGUCAUGUCUGGGAGAGCAGCAAAAUGAAACACUAAGUACAGCAGAUAACGCUAAAUGUGGAGAGGGUCAACAAGUUUUUCAGCCAUGAGUUUUCUACAAAUAAUAAUGUAGAAACUGUCCACCAAGAGCAGUGAAUUUCAAGUUUGUGCUUGAGCUCCUUGCUGGAUAUGUGCCUGAUGUUUAGAUACACUUGAACAUUGACGUUGCAGGACAGUUUUUGAAUGAUGAAAGUGCUUUCCAGAUCUAUAACUUAGAACUGUUUGGGAUCCAAAUGCCUUGUCUUCCCAUCCUUGGUGUGAAUAAAAUUACAUUACUCUUCUGAAACAAGUACAAUUUCUACAUGAUAGUACAUCAUGAUAGUACAGGAAGAUAUAAAGAAAAGCUAAAUACUGAGCAUUCGUCUGAACUGACUGGGUAUUUAAUGUCUUACUGAUGUUAGGUUAACAUACAGCAUAGUCAAAUAUCAUUUUAGCAGUUUUGUGCUCUAAUUUCCAAAGCAUUUGUUUUCCGUGAGUGCAGUUCUCAAAUGAUUUUUUUUUAUCUGACUUUAAAUUCUCUUGUUUUAAUUUCAGAUUGUGUAAUAAUUUUUUUUCCUCUUUCUUUUUCCUCUGUGACAUAGAACUGUAACAACAUCAGGACAUGGAUGUUUCAGUGGCUUAUAGAAUGUACCAUGGAGAAAUAGUGUGUGGGUGGGAUCAGGAUUGGCUGCUUUCAGAGUUGGGACCCCUCUGAAAGGCUUCGUGUUAAUUGAAGGGGUGGGAGACACCAUCCAUUUCAAUAGCAUCUGGCUAGCAACCAAUUUUUUAAAAAUCUAAUUUCAGUUAUUGCUAUUUUAAAUCCUAUCCUUCUGGUAUCCUUGAAGCAAUUGGAUCUCUGCUAUCCUUGAAGAUGUUUUGAUUCUGUUUGCAGCUGUAGUUUACCUAUGUCUUUGUCAAUUGUGCUAGGAGUUAAAUUUAAUUCAAGCUACCUGUGGAGAUUACCAAUGAGAAGUUGAACAAGAAUUUAACAUAUAUUGUAUCUCAUGUCUACUAUUAAUUUUUUGCCUCACAUCCCAUCACUUGGACUCAGUGGUGUUGAGAAAUUUCAGUUUCUUCAUUUCCAGAAGCCAUACAGAUCUGUAACAAAGCUUAAAGCAUUAGUCAGAAAAAUUAGAGCUACAAAAAGGGUGGCACUGAUUUUUAACUGAUGUAACGAAUGUUUAUCGUAUUGCCCACAAAAUGUAUUUGAUUUGGAUUUUUAUUUUAAAACCCCUUUUAUACGAAAGACUGACAUAAACUUGUGUUGAGGGGGUGGCUGGAUGACAUCUUGCUAUUCUUCAAGUUCUCUAACCUCUGUAUGCACUCUGGAAUAUAAAGGAAAGCUGAAUACCAAUUUAUAAAAUGACCCUUUCUGAAGUCCUUGAGACAUUGUUGAAAUUGAAGUCAGUUGGUGCUUAACAAGUGUAGUGACUUCCUAAUGUUCCUAAAAUAACUUGUUAUGCUGUUUUAAAAAUCAAUGGACAGCGGAACAGGAGGAGUAGUAUGCACCUGUUGGAGUAAAGUUGGCCAUCAGGGAACAACAAAGAUCGCAUUUGCUGCUGAAGCAAAGGAGAAUUUCUGGAUAAAACCUUACACCAAUGGAUGUAGAGCCAAACACUAAUCACUUUUAUUGGCUUCUUGCCUCAUGAAUAAAUAACUCUUUGCUCAACACUGUUGAUUAAUGUGGACUUUGAUUCCUGAUGGUUGCUCUGCUCAUCCCAGCUGUAAUAAUGGAUCUGUGCCAAUCAGUAUUUUAAUGUGUAUUAAUUGGUCAUGGUCUUUUGGCACAAUCUCAAUCAUGUCAUGAUUAAGCUUUCGCUCCAAAUUAAUGUAUUUGUCUCGCAACACUAGUGUGAAUAGUAUAUAGCAUUUGAUAGUUGAGUAAGGAUGUUGAAGCUUUGUCUGUGUGAUGGGAGGUGAUGAUCUCUUGAGCUGGGUCUCUGAGCUUGAUGCAGUUUUUUCUGUGCCACUCUGUUUGCUAUGACAUUGCUUCAGUUGCCAUUCAGCAAUUUUUGUGCCAAUUGAAGUUUUUUUUAUCCAGUCCUAUUAUAGGCGCUAUUCGUACAGCAAUCUCUUUAAACCAAUCAUCUUCUGUGCUGCUUCUGAAUCACUAAAACUCAGUUCUGUACUGAACUGUGCAUGUGUACAAUAACUAGCACAAGUGGGAUGGGACCUGCUGAACCCACUAUAAAAAGUUGCCAAACCAUUGGAGCCUCAAUUCCAAUAACCUUUUCUAACCUUCCUUGUCCUUUAAUGUACUUUUGGGGCAAAGAAGUAGCACAGACACCUGGAUUUCAGUUUUAUAAAACAUAUUGCCUCUGUGUAGUCGCUGACACUCUCCAUCCCUUCACUUGCCCAGUUACUUGUUAAGCCCAGCACAAUUUCCUGCUACUUGUCAUGGGUCCUUCUGGGGCCAGAGGGAAGAUGUUCAGAAUGAUCCUGAGAUUAAUGAAGGUGUGAACUUGAUGUACUAAGCUGCUCUUCACACUAGUUGCUAUUACCCUAAUAGUGCCUUUUAAAAUAUCUUUGUGAUUUUACUGAGUCCAAUUAACCCAAUCCAUUUUAACAGUUGAAGUUGCUGGCUGUUGUGUUAAACCAGCUGCUGGUUUAACUGUCUGUGGGCUGAUCCUUUCUUUUCUUGGAACAAAGAAUCUAUAUUCAGGAUUAUCCAACAAUUUUCUUUAAAUUCAGGACUAAAGGAUAACAAUAGUGCUUUGCUUUGUACUGGGGCAGCUAUCAAAGAAUAGUAGCAGCAACUAGUCACUACACAACCCAUCCAGUUGUGUAGCAAUGGAGAUAUUUCAGCGCAUUUUCCAUUUCUUCCAGUGCUGGCUUUGCUGCCAUAGUGUCUAUCACAUUUAGGCUUUUUUUAAUGGUCAGGAUUUUCUGUUUACUACUUAGUUGGCCUCAGAUUGUCAAACAUAAUCUGAAACCCUGUCCUCUGGUGCAGUGGGCUGCUGCAGGAUUCUCGCGUUAUCUUGUUAAGCUCCUUCUCACCUAAUGAACUUAAUUUGCCACAUGUCUGUGGCCAAUUUGCCAGAUGUGGCAAGUGAAUUAGACAACUCUAGACCACUAUCUGCCUCCGUUUUAUUGAUGUGGGGUAUGGGAAGCUGAGAUAUUUUAUCUCUGCACUACACUGCACCUGCCCAUCCAUUAAUCUGUUUGUAUCCUAAACUUUUAAUUAGUUUAGCUGUUAUAUAGUAUUUAAGAAAAUCUGCACUUUUGUGUCAGUCUAGUGUUUAAAAGUGAAUUAUGGGCUUGUAAAAGUUUUUGGAUUUAUCCUGUCUCAUGUUGUCACCACUGCAAACAAUGUUUGGAAAAUGGGACAGCUGUUCAUUGUUAACUCAUUUUUUUGUCAGCCAGUACAUGUGACUUUAGCAGCAAUGGAACUUGAUACUUUAAAUCUUGAAAUAACCAACUAGUGGCUACAAGAGUGUUUAUUUUCUAGCAGUGGAAUAUCUUCUAAAUCUCACUGGUGCUAACAGUAAGCAGUACUAUUGUAAGUGCAGUAUUAACUGUUUCUGUGCAUCAGACUACAUGCUCGUUAUUGGUAGUAAACAUCUUUUUUAUAAACAGUUCUCAUCAGUCAGUCCCUGAAGAUUUGAUAUUAAACCCCUUCCUAGUUGCAAAAGCCUCAGACUAGCUCGCUGUAGAGAGGGAUGUCGAAGAAAGCACUUUGUGUUGUUAUAUACUUGAGCGAAUCAGUGUUAGCAGUCAUUGCUCAGGCUAAUUUACUUGAGACUAUGCAGUAACAUGACCCUAUUGGAACAGUUGUACUGCAAGUUGGCAGAGUCAAAGUGUAACUGAGUCCAGUGGACCUGAAAUGUCUGGAGAUUGCAUAUGCAGGUUCCUCCCAUUUGCUAUUGGAAUGAUAAAAUUCACUGUUCUUUGCCUUUAACAAAAGGCUGGAUUUGCAUAAGUCAAAUGACAUGACAUCUGUGAAGAAAACAUGAGUUGAUGCUUUGGGUUGGGUGGCAUUAACACUCUUCCUCCCCAGUAUGUGUGGUAGCAGUCCUUUGUCUUCAGAACAAAUCUAAUUUGAUCACACUUUUUAAGAAUUGAACCCUCGUGCACAGACUCACUGUGAUAAGCUGAUGCUCAAUUUUAAUAGAAUUGGCUCUUUUGCAUGGACAUAACAAUACAUUUUAUCCCAACCAAUCUAUUCUGUCAUUCAUUCCACUGGAUUCAUAUGUCCUGAUGAGACUGGUUUAUUCACUGGGAAAUGAGCUAUGGCUGCCAGUUGAAAGAUCUGCCCUACCAUGCUGUGGAUGAAGAAAUAAAACUGUAGUUCUGCUAACUGGAAGCAGAAUACUGCAAAUGCUGGAAAUCAGAAAUCCAAGAAAAAAAUUCUGGGUAGGUUUUAGGCCAAUCAGUGUGCGCAUAGAGCGAAACGAGUCAAAGUUUCAGGUCUGAGACUUUAUAUCAGAACGUUUUGGUUAAAGGGUACAGAUCUGAAACAUUAUCUUUCAAUAGAAGCUGCUGGAAAUGUUGAGCUUCUCCCACCAUUUUCUGUAUUUAUUUGAAAGUUCCUGAUUGCACAACAAUUGAAGUUUCAACAAGGAUGUUAAGUGAUAUGUAGUUGAUCCUGUGCACCAUUGCGUCCAACCCCCCCCCUCCCCCAAAUAAAGCAAAUGUCUUUGCAUAGAGUACCAAGGCUCCCAAGGAUCGUGUAUGGUGGCUGGGCACUGUAAAUGAAUUCAAACCAAAUGAUCUGCAUUUUCAAGUAUGAGGGAGUUGGAGCAAAUUCUGCAACAACAAAGACUGACUGUCUCUGUCUCUGUGUUGCAGCAACGUGUGGCUUCAGGUCACUUGGCAAAGACAUGCAAGGGGAAUAUUUCAGAAUUUUGUACAUGCAAGAUCUUGCUCCUGGCAGAUAAGCUGAAACUGUCUUGCCUAUAACAGUUUGAUGUAAUAAGGUUUCAGGGCAACUGAUUGGAACAGAAUAGAAUUCUUCACUGAUUUUUUUAAAAUCAUUUACAUAUGAAAAUUAAGCAGAGGCUUGGCUGCUGUGUGAAUUGGAGAUUCCCUAGAUAUUCAAUAUAAUAGUCAGGUCAUCCUUUUGAAACACCUCCCCAGAGAUUAACUGUAGCCCCAUGUCAUGAAAUUGUUUUGUUUUUGGAGGGAGGUUGGGAGACAGGAUUUGAACAGUUUUUUUGGUCUAAUAGACUAUAUACCAAUUUAUAAAGGAUGUAUGGAUGGAGAAGCAUUCAUCUUAGUUACACUGUAAUCUUUCAUUUUGAAGUUUGACCAAGUGGUUGUAACCCGUCAAUUUGAGGACUUGAGGAUGCAGAUGUCUUGAGCAAAGGCAACUAACUUUUCUGUUCCUGAAGACGUUUGUUAUCUUGGUGAGAUUGGAUGCUUGCAGCAGUUGAAAUGAGUUCAUGAUUACAAACUCCACCACAUUUCUCAAAUUUCAAAUAUUUAAAUACCUGGCUAACACACUUGGAAAAAGCGUGGUAAGUUGCCGGUGUAUGUGCAGUUGUACUCCAGCCUGCUGUCUGUACUAAAAUGAGUAAAAAUUGAAAUGAAUGUAGGUAGUGAUGGCUUUUUCUGGUGGGCUGAAGUAAUGUGAAAAGUGCAAUGUGAUGGGUCAAGCCAAACUAAAGCCAGACCAGAGAUCCUGGUAAUUUGAUACGGAGAUAGUAGGAACUGCCAACACUGGAAAAUCUGAGAUAACAUGGUGUGAAGCUGGAUGAACACAGCAGGCUGAGCAGGAAAGUUUGACGUUUCGGGUUGGGACCUUUCUUCAGAAAUGGGUCUUCUGAAGAAGGGUCACAACCUGAAACAUCAAACUUUCCUGCUCCUGAGAUGCUGCUUGGCCUGCUGUGUUCGUCCAGCUUCACACUGUGGUAUCCUGGUAACUUGACCUUUUUUUUCCCUCAGUCUAGUUGCCUGACACUCCCAAUGUCCCUUUUAAAAGGGACUGAUUUUUAUGCCCUUUUCAGGGAACGAUAUCUGGAAUCCUUACCUGGUCUGGCUGCCAUGUGAUUCGGACUCUCAGCAGUGUGAUUGACUCUUAACUGCCCUCUGAAAUAGCAAGCUGCUCAGCUCAAGGACAACUUGGGAUGAGCAACAAAUACUGAGCUUGCCUGCAGCACCAUGUCCCAUGCAAGAAUAAAAGUCCAGACACUUUUUUUUUCCUAAAAGAAAAAGUAGGCCUUGAUUCUCUGUCCUGUUGUGUUCAGGACUGACCCGUGUGUUGGGGUUCUGACUGGUCCUGGGCCUAGACCAUCCAUCCAAGUGUGACUUGGUGAGUGGUUACGGGAUGCAGGAAGAAAAGCAACACAGUUUGUGACGUUUCUUCUCAAAGGCAGAGAUUGAAAGUGGGGGGCUCUGGAUAUUUUCUGGGGAAAGAGUUUGAUUUCUGACUGGUUUAGCCCUUCUUUUUCCGAUAUAUUAAAUGGGGAAAGCUGAAUCCAUACCCACUGUUUAAUACUGCUCUCCCUCAGUAAAUGUCAAUCAAUGUUUUAAAAUUCUUAUUUUUGUAUCUGUACUUGUACCCUUGUUAAUCAGUUUGGGGUAAUUCUGGGUUGUUACUGUGGAGAUAUUAAUUCAUUGUGUUAAUAUGAAAAGGUGUCAUCUACAACACUAUAUCCUCCAUGACAAUUAAAAUCCAGCUUUAUUUUCUGUAGCAUGUACUGUAUUGUAUGUUUAUUAUACUUAGCGAAUAAAAUCACUUGAGAAAUGA
Molecule: messenger RNA, 9138 nt
Organism: Stegostoma tigrinum
Lineage: Eukaryota; Metazoa; Chordata; Chondrichthyes; Orectolobiformes; Stegostomatidae
Gene: crk
Product: v-crk avian sarcoma virus CT10 oncogene homolog
Exons: 2
Coding region: 361-1275 (304 amino acids)
Molecular function (GO): protein binding
Source: RefSeq, a predicted model, not a curated record